AUGUUUUUUGAGAAGAUUGAUGAUCAAACUAAAAAAUCACUCGGAUCUCUUUCAGAGAAAAAAAGCGAAGUUGAAAAACAAGUGAAAUUAAUUGAAUCAGCAAUUGAACAAACUGAAACUCUGUUGAAACGAAGCUUUAGCACUGAAAUCCUUGGAUUCAGUGAAACAUUUGAUACAAUCCCACAGGAACAGAGCCCUCAAGGAAACUGUGACACUGAAUAUAUUCCUCGCUUUAGUUUCACUAAAAGUGAAAAACUGAUUAACCAGUUGAGCAUGAGUGAGGGGAUAGGUAAUGUAGAAUUUGUUUUUAGCGAAUUUAAAGCAAAACAAUCAGGUACUAAAGGUAAAGAAAGUAGUAAAGUAAUUUCGGGGAAUAAAGGGGAAAAUGUUCAUGACAGUCCUCUUGAGACUCAGGUUCAAACCAGGCGUUUCAGAUCUGUGCUGUCAUUUGGACAAAAAGGUAAGUCUGUUGGAAUGCUUAAGUGGCCCUGGGGUGUGGCAGUGAAUGAUCAGGGUGAAAUUGCUGUGACUGAGUACUGGAACCACAGGGUUUCAUUGUUUAAUAGUGACGGUACCCACUUAAGAUCGUUUGGUAGAUUCGGUAAGAAUAAUGGUGAGUUUAAGUACCCUUCAGGGAUCGCUUUUGAUAGUCUUGGUAAUAUUGUAGUGGCAGACUAUGUUAACCACAGAGUGCAAGUAUUUGAUAGCAAUGGUAACUUUCUUAGUAAGUUUAGUAAACAAGGAAGUCGUGAUAAAUAUCAGCUUAAAUACCCUGAAGGUUUAUAA
Molecule: messenger RNA, 786 nt
Organism: Porites lobata
Lineage: Eukaryota; Metazoa; Cnidaria; Anthozoa; Scleractinia; Poritidae
Source: the annotation of a GenBank genome assembly